UCUAUCCCCCGCACACACGACGGAAACCGAUUUUCAUUCUCAGUCGGUGAUAAUACCGCGGGACGCCCUGAGCUCCCCACGAAUCGCGAUUUCUUAUACCCUAGCUGCGGAGAGACACGGAUACCGGACCAUUCGCUCAUAACUACAUCCUAUAGUUUUAUAUGUAUGUUAUGAUACACGUAUUAUAUACAAAUUGUAAAGCUCCGUAUCUCCUGUGACGACGACCUUCUCCGCGACCCCGAGACUCUCUUUCCACCGGCUAUCUCGUAUCCAUGUCCGGACCCGAUGGCGAAAAUUGCAUGUUAAUCACUAUUACUGUGUUGCUGAUUAUUCGAUAAAUUGCGGUGUGCGUGACGCUAUACACAGGAGGGAAAAUAAUUAAUACAAUACAAUUAUAUACAUAUAAUACCGCAUAUAUAUAUACAUUGUGCGAUUUCAAAGUCUGGUGCAAAUCAUCGAAGUGCAAAAAAUAUUGUGUGAGUUGGUUUUUUUUCGUUUUAUGUUUUAUUCUUUUUUUUUGGUUCCCUAUUACUUUUACCUGGAUCUAGUGGUUUUUCUCUUUUUCUUUUCGUUUGAAUAUAAUAUCACGUGCAAAAAUAAUUGUGUAAAUAAUAUUCAAGUAUUUCAUAUAUAUGUAUAAUAUAAUACAUAUGGUUCACGAAUAUAAUAUUAAAAAAUAUUAUUUGUGCAGUGAUUACUCGUAAAAGUUUUCAUAGAUACCAGGUAAAUUGAAAAAACAAUUUUUCGUUCCACUUAUUGACAGAAUUUUUUUCUUAUUUCAUACAUUCAAAAGUGUGCAAUAAACAUAUAUAUAUAUAUAUAUAGCUGUGCAGGGUGUAAAAUUAUAAAAUUACACUUUAUAGACACUUUUCUACAUGAAAUUAAUAUUUAUAGACGAUCAUUUAUGACACGAUUAAAUUCAUCGGUAGUUUGAAUUAAAAGUAUCGAAUAAACCGUUGAGGAUAAGGGAGAGUAAGAUCGAAAGAUUCCGCAUGCGGCAGCGUCGCCGAUUAUACACAUGAUCGGGGGCGUCGCAGAAAUAUCCAUAUUGUAGGGAUAUAUUGCGCGCGAAAAAAAAGAACAAAAUAAAAAAAAAAACACACACACACACAAAAAUAAGAAAGGCGAACACUCACGGUGAAAUCUACGAAGGUGGAGCCGGACCAGGAGGCCCACACCCAAGCCACGGUGGAGCCGGAGGCGGACGGCGUUAAAAUGGAAGCGGAAGAUCAUCUCGCUAGGGAAUACGUUCAAGAAUUUGUUCUGGAUCACCUGGAUCCCGCCGACGUUAAACGAGAGGUCCGGUUAAGUUCACCGUCGGUUACGGUGAGCGGGAGUGUCCUGCAGCUCCAGGGUCAAGUCGGUCAGGGUAUCGCACUCGCCCCGCUCACCCCCCCAGCCCACGAACUCGAGCAGCCUCAUCCUCUUUACGGACAACCCCAUAUCCAGGUGCAGCACGGUGUCCUGGUAAAAGCACCCCCGGGAGUCGCACCCCAGUUGACAACCCUAUCCCAUCCCGGAACACCGCCGGACACACCGCCGUGCGCGUCGCCCCCUCCGAUUCAUCUUCACCGUGGAGAACGGGAUAUCCGAGAUAUUCGGGACAUACAACGUGACCCCCGCGACGCUAGAGAUUCCCGGGAUCAUAGGGAUCGCGCUUCGUCCUUAGGGAUAGGGCUCGGUCUCCACCUUCAACAAGGACCGGGGGGAGGUCCUUUAGCUCAAGAUGAUAUGCAGGUUGUCAGUGGAGGGGGGAUGGGGUGGCUUGCGCAGUCACUCAGGCAGGAACCGCUAGAUCUUAGGCCUCACUGCCCUCAGGAUCAAACUCCUGAACCACCUCCUGAUUCUUGGCCGUCUCACCACCACUUUCAGGACCUUCAACACGUCCCGAGACACGCCAGACACCCAGAAGACGAGGAGUGUGCAGAUGGUUGUCUGGUUGCAGGCGGCUACAUCGCUGUGGCAAGUCACAUCGAAUACAGUUACGGUGGUGGAGGCGGAGGAGGUCCCGGUGGCAUGGGGAUCGUGAACGGAGGUGGUGUUAUGCAAGGGAUGGACGACAGCAUGCAAGGAAUGCCGAUGCAACCCGGUCGUCCGAUGAGCGUAUGCUCCGUCAGUUCGUGCGGCGGUCCGAGUCCCCAUCGUGGUCCCGGAGGGAUCUAUUCCACUUGCGGAAGUGGAACUCCCGACGAAUUGAUGAACGACGAACUUCUGAUGUCCCUGUCCGUCCGGGAACUGAACAAGCGCCUCCACGGCUGCCCCAGGGAGGAGGUGAGUCAGGUGGUUCGAUUGAAGCAGAAGCGUAGAACGUUGAAGAAUCGCGGUUACGCACAGAACUGUCGUAGCAAGCGACUUCAACAGAGACACGAUUUGGAGACGACGAAUCGUAAUCUACAAAAUGAAAUGCAACGGUUAAAAAUUGAAUUGGCUCGCGUGCAGCAGGAGAGAGAUGUUUACAAACAUAGAUGCGAGCUGCUCAGGACCCGACCACCGCACCACCACCACCAUCAUCAUCAUCAACAACAACAACAACAGCAACAACAACAACAACAACAGCAGCAACAAACUACACAACCUCCAUCCCAACAACCACAACAACAACAACAGCAACAACAAACUACACAACAAAAUCCACAACCACAACAACCACCACCUCAUCAACCGGCACCCACGAGUCCUACGGAAGUUUAUCUGUGACAUAGACAAAGACGCGGCGGGACCUGCUGGACUUAAAAACAAAAAUAUCAUUUUAUUUUAUUUUAUUUUUUUUCUUUUGUUCAGGUAUGUUUUCUAUCCUUUUGCUAUGGUAUUUUGCUCCGCCCGAAUGGGAUUUUUUUUGUUUUUUUUUAUAUCUCAUGUCUAACCUUGUUGAGGGUAGGAAUGUGCGAUAAUUGCACUGUAUUCUAUGACACCUUAUGCACGGGGGCACAUAUAAAAUCUU
Athalia rosae (coleseed sawfly) is the source of this 2941-nucleotide messenger RNA. RefSeq names its product polyhomeotic-like protein 1 (gene tj). Gene Ontology annotation, cellular component: nucleus. Gene Ontology annotation, molecular function: DNA-binding transcription factor activity, RNA polymerase II-specific; RNA polymerase II cis-regulatory region sequence-specific DNA binding. Gene Ontology annotation, biological process: regulation of transcription by RNA polymerase II. The record is from RefSeq and is a predicted model, not a curated record. Bases 1216 to 2697 code for a protein of 493 amino acids. The transcript is spliced from 5 exons. NCBI's taxonomy places the organism in Eukaryota, Metazoa, Arthropoda, Insecta, Hymenoptera, Athaliidae.